AUCGAGGCAGGGAACCCCGACCUGACACCUCUGGAGGUACUUCGCACUCCAGAUUUCUACCUGCUCUGGGUGGCACUGGCCGUAAAUCAUUACGGUUAUAUCAUCAAAAACAACUACUACAAGGAGUUCGGCCAGCUCCGGAUCAGCAACGACCAUUUCCUGACGACAACAGGCACACUGGCCACUGUGGGCGUGGCUUUGGCGAGACUGCUGUGGGGGCUGGCCACUGAUUGGCUGGGUACUAAAAUUGUUGUUAACCUUAUCUCUCCACCAAUCAUCCGCCAAAUUCUGUUACAAUUUGGCUGGUUUUGGCUCUUUUUCAGCAUCGCUGCUGUCAACGUAAUAGGUAAGAAAAGUUGCGAAAUGCAGCUUAUAUUAAGUUCCUAAUCCUUAAUGUUGCCAUCCGUGAUCAUAAUUUGAAUGUGAGGCAGCCUGGUGAAAUCAGGCACUCGUCAAAAUUUUGAAGUCAAGAAAUU
Messenger RNA from Aplysia californica (California sea hare), 476 nucleotides. RefSeq names its product oxalate:formate antiporter. The record is from RefSeq and is a predicted model, not a curated record. Gene Ontology annotation, biological process: transmembrane transport. Lineage: Eukaryota; Metazoa; Mollusca; Gastropoda; Aplysiida; Aplysiidae. Gene Ontology annotation, molecular function: transmembrane transporter activity.